Messenger RNA from Cyphellophora europaea CBS 101466, 1602 nucleotides. RefSeq lists its product as uncharacterized. Lineage: Eukaryota; Fungi; Ascomycota; Eurotiomycetes; Chaetothyriales; Cyphellophoraceae. Bases 1 to 1602 code for a protein of 533 amino acids. The transcript has 4 exons. The record is from RefSeq and is a predicted model, not a curated record.
AUGCUGCAGCGUACAUUACUCUGGCUGCUAUCUGCCGCUGUCGCGCGUGCGGUGGACACCCUCGUGGAACUUGAGUAUGCGAGAUACGAUGGUGUUCAGAACGACACGGGCGUGACACAUUGGCUUGGGAUGAGGUUUGCUGCUCCACCUGUGGGCGACCUUCGCUUUGCGCCGCCGCAGGACCCAGAAGACACUGGCGACAAGGUCAUGUCCGCAGAUGAGCACGGUCCGAUCUGCCGUUCAACACCCGGGGAGCCUGACUCCAACACCACUGACGAGGAUUGCCUGUUCAUUGAUGUCUACGCCCCGUCGGAUGCUACUACGGACAAUCUCUUGCCGGUAUAUUUCUACAUCUCCGGUGGCGGUUUCAACAGCAUCUCGGACGCAAACCUAAACGGCACCUCGCUCAUCCAAGCCUCAAACCACUCCAUCGUCACGGUGACAUUCAACUACCGCGUUGGCCUUUUCGGCUUCCUCGCCUCCGCCGAGGUCCGCGACGACCCUACAGCCUCAGUCAACAAUGGCUUGCACGACCAGCGGAAAGCUCUGGAGUGGGUGCAGAAGUACAUCCACCACUUCGGCGGGGAUCCAAAGCACGUCACCAUUGGCGGCGCGAGUGCUGGGGCCGCGAGCGUUUUCUACCAUCUGACGGCGUAUAAUGGGCGUGACGAUGGCUUGUUCCAUGCCGCUGCUGCAGAGUCGCAGUCUUUUGCGACGGUGUUGACUAUUGAAGAAUCCCAAUAUCAGUACGACUACAUCAUCAACGCCACGAACUGCAGCACCGCCGGCGACACUCUCUCAUGCCUCCGCUCCGUCCCCGCCCCCGACAUCCAACGCGUUAACAAGAACAUCCCCUUCCCCGGCUCCCCCGGCCCUCCCCAAUACAUGUACAACGUCGUGAUCGACUCCACCCUGGUCCCCGACCUGACCUACCGCCUCUUCGCCACCGACCAAUUCCUGCGCGUCCCCGUCAUCUUCGGCGACGACACCAACGGCGGCACCGUCUUCGUGCCCCGCAACACCAGCACGCGCGCCGACCAAGACGCCUACCUACUCAACCAAUUCCCCUACCUGACGCGCGACAUGCUCGACGCCCUCGACGCCCUCUACGCCAACCCCAACGCCACCUGUCCCAACACGGGCUGCCUCUGGCGCAAGACCAGCGACAUCUAUGGUGACUUGCGCUACAUGUGCCCCGGCCUGUAUAUCAGCGAGGCCUACGCGGCCGCCGGCCUCCCCAGCUGGAAUUAUCGGUAUGACGUCGAGGACCCGGCGCAGAUCGAGGAGGGACUGGGCGUGCCGCAUACGGUGGAGCGCAGCGUCAUUUGGGGGUAUGGGUAUCCCGAGAGCUAUGGGCCCGGAGGGGUGAAUGCGUGGGCGGUGCCGCUGAUUCAGGGGUAUUGGACGAGUUUCAUCAGGGCCUAUGAUCCAAAUAGGUAUCGGGUCGAGGGGGCGCCGGCGUGGGAGGAGUGGAGGGCUGGGGGGUGGGAUAGGUUAUUGUUUGGGACGGAAGGGGGGACGGGCAUGGAGAGUGUGGAUGAGGUGCACAGGGGGCAGUGUGGGUUUGCGUUUGGGGUGGGGGUGGACAUUAGGCAGAGGUAA